AUGGUUCCCGAAGUCGAUGUCGAUCUUUAUGCCUAUCUAGGUCUUACGUAUGAAAGUUCAAUUAAGGAGAUCAAAAGGGCUUAUAAAGUGAAAGCGAAGGAAUUGCACCCAGAUAAGAAUAAAAAUGAUCCUAGAGCAAUCCUUGAAGCACGAGAGAAAGAGGCCGCUUUUCGCCGUGCUGAAGCCCUCAAAAUAAUCGAACGGGAAAAGGUUGCAGAACGCUUUCGGAACGAAUGGGUGGCUUCAAAGGAAGCAGCCAUCUAUGCUGCUAGACGCGAACAUGCAAAGAAUGCAAAAAGUACAUUAGGUACCUCUGGAUGUCAUACCGUUGUUAGGAUAAAGUGGAAAAGGAAAGAGGGAAAUGAAACUUACGACAAGGAGUUCCUGCACACCUGCCUUAGUGAGUUUGGAACUGUUUCGAAUCUAGUUCUCGGGAAAAAAAACAGUGCAGUGGCGGAGUUUUCUUCAGAACAAGAGGCGGAAGCUUCCAUUAGAACAGCGUCUUUCAGAGCUAUUGGAUUCCCUGAUAAUCCACUAACAAUACACUGGGCUGGUGACUAUCCACUCUUUGAGAAGCCAACAGAAACUGAUGCAAUGUUACAUCCUCGACCCUCAUCACCUCUUCAUCAGAAAUGUGAUAAUGUGUCCUUUGAAAAUUUUGAGUCUGAUAUUCUGGCGAAAAUGGCCCGUUUUGAGUAG
Mesocestoides corti is the source of this 699-nucleotide messenger RNA. Lineage: Eukaryota; Metazoa; Platyhelminthes; Cestoda; Cyclophyllidea; Mesocestoididae. The record is from the annotation of a GenBank genome assembly.